Drosophila yakuba is the source of this 1706-nucleotide messenger RNA. RefSeq names its product odorant receptor 59a (gene Or59a). Gene Ontology annotation, biological process: detection of chemical stimulus involved in sensory perception of smell; sensory perception of smell. Gene Ontology annotation, molecular function: olfactory receptor activity; odorant binding. Lineage: Eukaryota; Metazoa; Arthropoda; Insecta; Diptera; Drosophilidae. The transcript has a single exon. The record is from RefSeq and is a predicted model, not a curated record. Gene Ontology annotation, cellular component: plasma membrane.
UGUAAUUCCGCAUUUUAGUUGCCAUUGUUGAACUCAGCAUGGAGUGCAAAUUGUUGUACAACAAAGUCGUCACAGUCGCCACAGUUUUUGACAACUAUUCCAUUUUACCUUUGUUUGGCAUUCAUGCUUUUUCACAUUACAACUUUUAUUUUCCAAACUAGCUUCGCUUUGUUUUUGAACAGCAUCGUUUUUCAUCUUUAAAAGUAUUAAAGUUGGCGAAUUAUUAGUACAAACGAAUUUUUCUUACCUAAACAUGGAUGAAACUAAAUGGUAAGGACCCAAGGGAUGACCGAAUGGGAAGCCUGAGCUCAUCGGCAGGUGGUCUAAUUUCUAAUUGAGCUGGCCACGCAAGCCUAAUUACAUAAUUGGGCAAUCGCACCGAUUGAGCCAUCACCAAAAUGCUACUUAAGUGAGGAGAACCCAAAAUUAAAGCCGACAAUUCAAGGAACCAUGCCAGAGGUCAGAGUGGACAGUCUGGAGUUUUUCAAGAGCCAUUGGACCGCCUGGCGAUAUCUGGGCGUGGCUCAUCUGCAGGUCGAGAACUGGAGAAACCUAUACGUCUUUUACAGCAUCCUGUCGAAUCUGCUCGUGACCCUGUGCUACCCCGUUCACCUGGGAAUGUCGCUCUUUCGCAAUCGCACCCUCACCGAGGACAUCCUCAACCUGACCACCUUUGCCACCUGUACAGCUUGCUCGGUAAAGUGCCUGCUCUACGCCUACAACAUCCAGGAAGUGCUGGAGAUGGAGCGUCUGCUGAGGCUCUUGGAUGAGCGUGUCGCCGGUCCGGUGCAGCGUGGCAUCUAUGGACAGGUGAGGGUGCAGCUGCGGAAUGUGCUGUACAUCUUCAUCGGCAUCUACAUGCCGUGCGCCCUGUUCGCCGAGCUGUCCUUUCUGUUCAAGGAGGAGCGCGGUCUGAUGUACCCCGCCUGGUUUCCCUUCGACUGGCUGCACUCUGCGAGGAACUACUAUAUAGCGAAUGCCUAUCAGAUAGUGGGCAUCUCGUUCCAGCUGCUCCAGAACUAUGUGAGCGACUGCUUUCCGGCGGUGGUGCUGUGCCUGAUCUCAUCCCACAUCAAAAUGCUGUACAAGAGAUUCGAGGAGGUGGGUCUGGAUCCAGCCAGAUGUGCGGAGCAGGACCUGGAGGCCUGCAUCACCGAUCACAAGCAUAUUCUAGAGUGGGUAGCCUCAUUGUAACGCAUUCUUUUUAUAUUCACUGCUCUAUUUUUUGCCAGGCUUUUCCGCCGUGUUGAGGCCUUCAUUUCGCUGCCCAUGCUGAUUCAGUUCACAGUGACCGCCUUGAAUGUGUGCAUCGGCAUAGCCGCCUUGGUUUUCUUCGUCAGCGAACCCAUGUCGCGAAUGUACUUCAUCUUCUACUCCCUGGCCAUGCCGCUGCAGAUCUUCCCGUCCUGCUAUUUCGGCACCGACAACGAGUACUGGUUCGGACGGCUCCACUACGCGGCCUUCAGUUGCAAUUGGCACACGCAGAGCAGGAGCUUCAAGCGCAAAAUGAUGCUGUUCGUUGAGCAAUCGCUAAAGAAGAGCACCGCGGUGGCCGGCGGAAUGAUGAGAAUCCAUCUGGACACGUUCUUCUCCACCCUCAAGGGGGCCUACUCCCUGUUCACCAUCAUUAUUCGCAUGAGGAAGUAAUAGUCCAGUCCACUUUGUGAAAUGCUUUCGAAUAAAACCUAAUGGUAUUAUUCAAUUAA